Molecule: messenger RNA, 1481 nt
Organism: Amphiprion ocellaris (clown anemonefish)
Lineage: Eukaryota; Metazoa; Chordata; Actinopteri; Pomacentridae
Product: dynein axonemal heavy chain 17-like
Exons: 5
Coding region: 740-1258 (172 amino acids)
Source: RefSeq, a predicted model, not a curated record
GUGUGUGUGUUUCCAGGUGUGCAGCAGCAGACAGACGAGGUGUUGACAUUCUACUCCACGGUGACAGAGGCCAGAGCCAACAUGGACGCCAUGACAUACAUCAUACAGGAGAGUGUGAAACACCUCCUACAGGUGACAGUCUGUCUGGACUUUAUCAGGAAGCCAUCUGGACUCAGGUGUGUCUAUGCAGGGGUGGGCGGAGCUUCAGCUGCUUCAGUGCUCAGGUGACUCACUGUUGGAGCUACACAGCAGGCCUGCAAAUGCAUCACAGAGGAGGGCCUGGAGCUGCUCAGGUUAACACAGGUAACACUGAGCACACUUCUGAGAGGCGGGGAGGAGGGACAGGUGUUCAUGUGGCUCUACUACCUGUCCUCAGGUGAACAGGAGUCUGUACGGAGCUGAUGACUCCUCUGAGUCCUGGAUCAGAUAUCUGAACCACGUCGAUGACAAAGUCCAGGAUGGACUCCUGCAGCUGCUGCUCAGAGCGCUGCACCUGCUGUCCGACAACACUUCCCCACAGGGCUGUGGUGUGCUGUUGUCGGUCCGUCUGCUGCUGCAGGAUGCUGGUUGUGUGUUUGAGCCAUCAGUGGGCGGCGGCCUGUCAGAUCAGCUGACGUCCAUCAUCAGUGACAUUUACUCAGCAGCCAGUCUGCCUCACAGGAUCUCUGUGAGUCGCCACAGCAACUACCAGGUGUCUCUGCAGCAGCAUCCAGAGCUGUGUGCGUUGGAGCAGCAGGUGAUGUGUUACCUGCAGCAGGUGAAGGAGGAGGCGGAGCUUCUAAGAGCGGGGCUGGACAGGUACUCUCACCUGUGGCAGAGCGACAGCAAGUCGGUGCUGGAGGAGUUCCUGACCUACGGCAGACAGCUGGGACCUGAGGAGCUGGAGGCAGACGAGACCCCACCCACCCUGCAGGACUUCCAGAGAGAGAUCGAGUCACUGGACAGAGUCAGUGCAGAGGUGACUCACCUGGAUGAGGUCAUGGUUGUGCGGGGCUGGCUGCAGGUGGACCUGCGGCCAAUCAGAGACUCCUUGCUGUCCAUCAUUCACCACCGGAAACACCUGUACACAGACUACCUGCUGGAGUCAGUCAGGGACAGUCAGCAGCAGGCGACUCGGCCAGGAGACAAUGAAGAUGAAGAUGAUGAAGAGUCGUACUCUUCGUCUGGCUUCCCUCUGACAGAAAUUGUCCUGCUGCUGGAAGCUGCUGCUGUCCAGCUGCCUGAACACCUGGCUGCACAGGUACUGACAUCACUCUGACAUCACAAAUGUCAUGCUCUUGUUUUCAUAAAAUCAGCGAAUUAAUUGGUUACCUGGAACAGAACCUGCCGUUAACAUGGUGACUAACCUCCACUAACAUGCACUGAUCCUGGACCAGGUGCCUUGAUCCUAUUGAUCCUGGACCAGGUGCAUUGAUCCUAUUGAUCCUGGACCAGGUGCCUUGAUCCUAUUGAUCCUGGACCAGGUGCAUUGAUCCUAUUGA